CGCCCCCAGUCUCGCGAGAGCUGAGAGGCGGAAAAUGGCGCUGACGUGAGCGCGAGCUCGCACUGCCCAGAGGGUGGCCGCCGCCUAAGCUGCGGCCGCCGGAGCCGCAGAAACAAGAGGCCGAGCCGUGUCGAAGAUGGAGGAGAAACCCUCAGGGCCCAUCCCGGACAUGCUGGCCACUGCAGAGCCCAGCUCCAGUGAGACCGACAAGGAGGUGUUGUCCCCGGCUGUGCCAGCUGCAGCCCCCUCCUCCUCCAUGUCAGAGGAGCCAGGCCCUGAGCAGGCAGCCACACCGCCAGUGUGGGAACGUGGACGGGCUGGAGGGAUGCAGCAGGGCUCCUCCCCAGCUCCAGACAGCUGCCAGCCUGGCCCCGGACCCAGCCCUGGCCUGACCAGCAUAGUCUCCGGGACCAGCGAGGACCUGCGGCCUCCCAGACGACGCCCACCUCCAGGGAAGCAAAUCCCUUGCUCCAGCCCUGGCUGCUGCCUCAGUUUUCCCAGCGUCCGUGACCUGGCACAGCAUCUGCGAACCCACUGCCCGCCCACACAGUCCCUGGAAGGCAAGCUCUUCCGCUGCUCAGCCCUGAGCUGCACCGAGACCUUCCCCAGCAUGCAGGAGCUGGUGGCUCACAGCAAACUGCACUACAAACCCAAUCGCUACUUCAAGUGUGAGAACUGCCUCCUGCGCUUCCGCACGCACCGCUCGCUCUUCAAGCACCUGCAUGUUUGCGCGGAGCAUGCGCAGAGCCCAGCCCCGCCGCCACCCCCGGCCCUGGACCGAGAGCCGCCCGCGCCGGAGCGCCCCCCGGAGGUUGACCCCGCAUCAGCGCCGGGCCUGCCGUUCCCGCUGCUGGAACCCUUCACGACCCCCGCCCCUGCCCCCACCGGACCGUUCCUGCCCUACUUGAACCCUGCGCCCUUUGGCCUAAGCCCCCCGCGCCUGCGCCCCUUCCUGGCCGCUGCACCCGGGCCGCCGGCUUCCAGCGCCGCCGUCUGGAAAAAGGGCCAAGGUGCUGGCAGCAGCCCCCGAAGACCCCAGGGCGGCUCCGACGCGCCCUCAGGGCACGCGGCCCCGAGCCGCAUCGUGUGGGAGCACACACGCGGCCGCUACUCGUGCAUGCAGUGCGCCUUCUCCACGGCCUCGCGGCCCGCCAUGACCCUGCACCUGGAGGACCACCGCCCCGGCGCCCCCGCGGCCCCCGCGCCCGGGCCGCCGCGCCCCGACGCCCCCGCGGAUCCGGCCCCGCUUGCACCCAAGGUGUCGCCGCUGCUGUCAGAGGGGGAGCUUCCAGUGUUCUCGCAGCUCUGAAUCCCGCCGCUUUGGGGAUGGGCCAUGGGAUGUGGGUAGUUUUGUCAUUUGGAGGGGGCUGCAGGGAAGGGGGGCUGGGGUGGACAAUAAAGAAGGCGCCAUGAGCCAGCCUAUGCUGUGUUCCCAUCCCUUGCCCAUCCAAAGCAUAGUGGGCUCGAGCCCAGCAGUCAUGGAGCGAUCACAUCUUGGGAGGACUACCUGGGUCCACAGGUGCAGGCCUCACAGCCCACCUGUGUCCUAUCUUCCCAUCACCCCAAUCCUGGGACCCAGGUCCCCACCUCCAGCUGUGGUUGAGGUCCCCAGUACCCACUGUGGCAGCGUUCUCCCUUGUCCAGAAACCAAAUGGGAUGGGGACUCUCCAGUUUUUUGUUUUUUUUUUUUUUUGAGACAGUCUUGCUCUGUCUCCCAGGCCGGAGUGCAGUGGCGCAAUCUCGUCUCACUGCAAGCUCCACCUCCUGGGUUCACGCCAUUCUCCUGCUUCAGCCUCCCAAGUAGCUGGGACUACAGGCGCCCACCACUAUGCCCGGCUAAUUUUUUGUAUUUUUAAUAGAGAUGGGGUUUCACCGCGUUAGCCAGGAUGGUCUCGAUCUCCUGACCUCAUGAUCUGCCCGCCUCAGACUCCCAAAGUGCUGGAAUUACAGGCGUGAGCCACCACGCCCGGCCUCCAGUUUUCUUUUAAGAAGUCCCGGCCGGGCACAGUGGCUCACGCCUGUAAUCCCAGCACUUUGGGAGGCUGGGGCAGGUGGAGCACCUGAGGUCAGGAGUUCGAGACCAGCCUGAGUUACAUGGUAAAACCCCAUCUCUACUAAACACAAAAAAUUAGCCAGGUGUGGUGGCGCGCCCCUGUAAUCCCAGCUACUUGGGAGGCUGAGGCAGGAGAAUCACUUGAACCUGGGAGGUGGAAGUUGCAGUGAGCUGAGAUUGUGCUAUUGCACUCCAGCCUGGGCAAUACGAGUGGAACUCCAUCUCAAAAAUAAAGAAAAUUAAAAAGCAA
Messenger RNA from Gorilla gorilla gorilla (western lowland gorilla), 2303 nucleotides. RefSeq names its product zinc finger protein 414 (gene ZNF414). The transcript is spliced from 8 exons. Bases 137 to 1309 code for a protein of 390 amino acids. Lineage: Eukaryota; Metazoa; Chordata; Mammalia; Primates; Hominidae. The record is from RefSeq and is a predicted model, not a curated record.